This is a messenger RNA of Lolium perenne, 2439 nucleotides long. RefSeq lists its product as uncharacterized. The record is from RefSeq and is a predicted model, not a curated record. Lineage: Eukaryota; Viridiplantae; Streptophyta; Magnoliopsida; Poales; Poaceae.
AUGGCGGAAUCCGAAGAUUUUGUAUAUGAUGCAGAGGAGCCCAUGCCAGAUUCAGAUGGUUUGGCCAAAAUGGUCAACGAUCCUCAUGUGCAAGAGCAGGUUACGAAAGACACAGUGAACGGCAAAUCGGGUGACAGAGAGUGGGCCAAGUUGCAGACGCUGGUAAAGGAUUCAGAAACUCCAUUGUAUCCCGGUUGCGAUCCCGAGUACACCCACCUAUCGGUGACGCUCGAACUUCUAAGGCAAAAGGCACUCCACAAUGACACAGACGGAAGCCUUGAUGAUAGUUUGGAGUAUCUUAGUAAGGUCUUGCCGAAGGGGAACGUUUUGCCUAGGAGUUGCGAUGAGGCCAAGAAAAUUGUGUGCCCUCUUGGAUUGGAGGUGAUUAGAUUCCAUGCUUGUCCAAAUGAUUGCAUCAUUUAUCGCGGGGAGCACGAGAAGCUAAAAAAGUGUCCAGAGUGCAAUGCAUCCCGGUUCAAGCGGGGAAAGACCCCACAAGCGAAAACCGUGGAAAAAUUGAUGAGUGGUGCUCCUGCAAAGGUUGUAUGGUACCUUCCAAUCAUUCCCCAUUUGAAGCGUCUGUUCGCAAACAAGAAUGAGGCGAAGCUGUUGCGUUGGCAUCAGGAGGGACGGAAAAUUAAUGAUGGUGUGAUGAGACACCCUGCAGAUGCUUGCCAGUGGAAAGCAAUCGACGUUGCAUUCCCUUCAUUUGGGGGAGAUUCAAGGAACAUCAGAUUUGGUAUGAGUACGGACGGAAUAAACCCUUUCGGCAACAUGAGUAGUAGGCACAGCACUUGGCCUGUUGUUAUGUGGAUGUACAACCUCCCUCCAUGGCUAUGUCUGAAGCGGAAGUAUAUACACCUAGCUAUGCUCAUUCAAGGCCCAAAGCAACCUGGUAGUGAUAUCAACAUGUACAUGAAACUAGUGUAUGAGGAGUUAGCGACACUAUGGACAGGGGUCGAGGUAUGGGACGCUUAUGAAGAAGAUAACUUUAAUAUGAAAGGUUUGCUUCUCACAACAGUCCAGGACUAUCCAGCCUUAGGAUAUCAAUCUGGCCAGUGCGUCCAUGGAUACAACGCAUGCGUGGAGUGCAUGGAUGAUACAACAAGUCGGCGCCUACCGGGCUCUCAGAAAAUUGUGUACAUGGGGCAUCGAAGAUGGCUUCUAGAUAAUGACCCAUGGAGACAAGAAAAAAUAAAGUUUGACAAUACAGUUGAGACCCGGUCACGACCACGUAAGAGGAGCGGGGAAGAAAUACAUAAAUUAUUGAACUCUUGGGCCGAGUGCCCUAAGGCGGGAAAGAAGCAGAAGCAGGUAAAGCCAUUGGAAGGCGUGUGGAAAACAAAAUCUAUGUUCUGGGACUUGGAAUACUGGCCCUAUCUUGACACACGACAUUGCAUAGAUGUCAUGCAUGUCGAAAAGAAUGUGUGCGAGAGCUUGCUUGGUUUGUUGCUUCACUUGCCAGACAAGACCAAAGAUGGUCCAAAGGCAAGAGCAUAUUUGGAAGAACUCGGUAUACGGAGAGAGCUAUGGGCAAGAGAGGAGAAGAGCAAUGAAGGAAGGGGUGUUACAAAAAUCAAGACGGAGUGUCCUGCCACUUGUUACACUCUAAGUAAGGCGAAACUCAAUAGAUUUUUCAAGUGCCUUGAAAGUGUGAAGGUUACUUCUGGCUACUCAGCAAAUAUACAGAGCCAUCUUGACAUGAAGAGUCACAAACUAAUCGGUAUGAAGUCGCAUGACUGCCAUGUUAUGAUCACACAAAUACUUCCGGUGGCAAUCAGGGGACUUAAGGAGCCAUGGGUUCGAAAGACGGUGUUGGACCUUUGUAACUUUUUCGACACUAUCUCUCAAAAGUCGAUUACAAAGAAGCGUUGCAAACAACUGCAAGAAGAGAUCAUUGUCAUACUAUGCGAGCUGGAGAUGUACUUUCCCCCUUCGUUCUUCGACAUCAUGGUGCAUCUCAUGAUCCAUAUAGUCCCAGAGAUAAUCGACCUAGGUCCCGUAUUCCUACACAACAUGUAUGCACUUGAAAGGUACAAUGGGAUUGUGAAGCGGUUUGUUCGUAACAGGUCCCAUCCAGAUGGAAGUAUCAUCCAAGGUUUUAUAUCGGAGGAGUGCGUCGAGUUUUGCACAGAUUACAUGAAAGUAGACAAACCUAUCGGUGUACCUGCUAGUCGGCACCUUGGCAGGCUUGGUGGUGAGGGCCAUCGGCGCGGAAAGAAGGAUCUACAUGUGCACAACGCUGCAAUCAAUCGAUCAGAUGACUACGACAGAGCACACUUAGUGGUGCUGCAGCACACUACGGUGGUCCGGCCUUACGUUCGUAUGCACAUGAAAAUGUUACAACAAGAGAACCCCAAAAAGAAAAGUGUCGCGCUUAUGAAAGAACACAACAGAAACUUUGCAGUACUCGAGCAAGUCAACCACCCCAGCAAAUGA